CAGGUGAAAAUAUGGUUUCAGAAUAAAAGAUCCAAGAUCAAGAAGAUCAUGAAGAAUGGGGAGAUGCCUCCAGAGCACAGCCCCAGCUCCAGCGACCCCAUGGCCUGCAACUCUCCACAGUCGCCUGCGGUUUGGGAACCUCAGGGCUCCUCCCGCUCACUCAGCCACCAUGCCCACACACACACUCACCCUUCAAACUCCAACCCAUCCCCUGCAUCCAGCUACCUGGAGAGCUCCGCUUCCUGGUACCCCGCUGCCAACUCCAUCAACUCACACCUCCAACCCCACGGCUCCCUACAGCACCCGUUAGCCCUGGCUUCUGGGACAAUUUAUUAGGGUCUGACUUUUUUUUUUUUUUUUUUUUUUUUUUUGUUCCUUGGACUCCUGUGUUUUACUGUUAAGGAAUAAUAAUGAAAGGAAUGCAUAUGGGGGAUUUUUAAAAGGGAAAAGAAACAAAAAGAUUUAAAUGUGUAAAGCUUGUGCAUGUAACUUAUUGCAUUUCAAAGGAAACCCUUUUUUAUACAAUACGGACAUUUUUUGGCUCAGCUGUGGACACUGUCAAUGGUGCCUUGAAAUCUAUGACCUCAACUUUUCCAGAGACUUUUUUUCAAUGUUAUUUUAACCCUGUAAAUAAUUGUAGAUAGAGGAAUUAAACUGUAUAUUCUGAAUAAAAUAAAAUUAUUUCGACCA
Molecule: messenger RNA, 690 nt
Organism: Pterocles gutturalis (yellow-throated sandgrouse)
Lineage: Eukaryota; Metazoa; Chordata; Aves; Pterocliformes; Pteroclidae
Gene: DLX5
Product: distal-less homeobox 5
Exons: 1
Biological process (GO): cell differentiation; embryo development; regulation of transcription by RNA polymerase II
Molecular function (GO): RNA polymerase II cis-regulatory region sequence-specific DNA binding; DNA-binding transcription factor activity, RNA polymerase II-specific
Source: RefSeq, a predicted model, not a curated record